Molecule: messenger RNA, 2064 nt
Organism: Sordaria macrospora k-hell
Lineage: Eukaryota; Fungi; Ascomycota; Sordariomycetes; Sordariales; Sordariaceae
Biological process (GO): epoxide metabolic process
Molecular function (GO): epoxide hydrolase activity
Source: RefSeq, a predicted model, not a curated record
AUGGCGGAUCCAAGCAGUGAUGUCCAGGUGGCCCCUGGUGAGGAAGUGAAGCCUUAUAAGAUUCAUAUCCCUACCAAGCACCUUGACCUCACCAAACAGAAGUUGGAGCUUACUCGUCUUCCUCACGAGGGCUCUGGUUCGGGCAACAAGUCUCAAGACUGGUGGGAGCCCAAGCCGAUCGUGGAACCGCUCAUUGAUUUUUGGUAUAUCCGGAAUAGGCUUGAGAGAUACUCCUGGCGCGAAGCAGAAAGCACGCUCAACAGCACCCUCCCCCAGUUCCGCACCACCAUCACCCUCCCGAACCUCGACAACGCCGCCCUCCGAGUGCACUUCAUCCACGCCCGCUCUCCUCAUCCUGACGCUGUGCCUCUCCUCCUGAUCCCUCCGUUUCCCUUCACCAACCUCUCCCUGGGACACCUCAUCAAGCCCCUCACAGAUCCCGAUGCGGCAUCAGAAGAUCAGAGGCAGCAGGCUUUCCACCUCAUCAUCCCCUCCCUCCCCGGCCUCGGCCUAAGCGACGCCCUCCCAGCCAACAUCUCGCCCAUCCCCGCCUCUGCCACCAUUUUCGAUACUCUGAUGCACCGCCUCGGCUACGCCCAGUACCUCGUCACUGGUUCCGGACCGGGCCACCUGUCUCCCGCUACGAUCGAUUUCCGAGUGGUCAACAGGCUGGCCACACACCACGUCGACUCGUGUGUGGGCGCGCACCUGAUCGCUCCACCCCUCAAAGCGCCGACAAGAAAGGAACAGGGUACCGGGGCGUGGGUCAAGUGGAAGGUGGCCAAGAUGUUGAAGAAGGAGAAGUGGGGGUAUGAGGCGGGUGAUUGGGGGAUUUUGGCGCAGGACAACAACGGCAACGGCAAUGGGGGAAAGACGAAGGAAGGAACAAGGAAAAAGAUGGGGUUGAACACUCUUGGUGGCGACGGCGGUCUGGCUGAGGACCCCAACACACUUGCUUACGCGCUAUGCGACUCGCCCACUGGCAUGCUCGUCUUCGUGCUCAGGGGUUUGCGCGCCAUGGGGUUGGAUGAAGCAGCCUUGUCUUCGCCGCUCUUCACGCAUGAGAAGAUCAUCACGCUGACGAAUAUGUUGUGGUUACCCGGUCCGGAAACGGCCAUGAGGUACUGGGCGCAUUGCGCUGCGUAUCCUGAGGACGAUGGUGGGAAGUCAGCCAAGCUGGGCAAAAAGCCCAAGGUCGCGAUAACGGUCUUCACUGGCACCGGCAACACCGGCAAAUCCCCAGUAGCACCGGAAACGACAGAAGCGACGGCAGCAGCAGGAGCUUCAACCGACACCCUCCCCGCUCUCAACAAACAAGUCCCCUUGUCCCGCUCCGAAGCUGCUGCCCGCUCGGCUGAGAAGCACACCUACGUCUGCCCGGCAUGGGGCAACUCCGUCUACGACGUUCUGUAUCAAGAGCGCGCCUCAGGGUACGCUGACGGUUUGCUAGCGUUCACGCGGCCAGAGAUCAUCGUCUCCGGCGUUAGGGGACUGGCGAAUGAAGUGCUGGCACGGGAACCGCGACUACUAAAAGCCAAGUCUCAGAACCAACAACAGAAACAGGCCACAAAUGAACACCCACCGCAACCACAACCGACAGCUGUCGGUGGUUCCUCCCUAACUUCCUUCCCAUCCCCUUCGUCACCAAAAACGAAUCACGGCCCCGCCGCCGCCGGGCCUGUGUCUUCUCCCGUUCCCCUAGACAAAAUCGGUGUCGUACCCGCUUCUCCCGUCGACGAGCCCUCCAGCGGCGGCGGCGGGCUCAAAAAGCCGCCCUCGGUAGUGGUAGCCCUCACCCCCGGAACCACCACGAUCCCCGAAGAAGAAGCGGAAGAUGAUGGUAGCGAUAAACAAAAGGAAGGAGAAGAAGAAGAAAAGAACCGAGGUAGAUCGACGAAACCGGAGAAGGGCAAGGCGAUUGCUGCCAUGUCCAAGGUGCCGCCGCCGCUGCCGCCUACAGGCAACAAUAAUCCUAAUUUGCUGAAUCUGCCGACGAGGAAUCAGUCGGAGGGCGAGAGUCCGGAUACGUUGGUUAAUACGCCGAGUCCGUCGCCUAGUUCUUAG